This is a messenger RNA of Ceraceosorus guamensis, 1770 nucleotides long. RefSeq lists its product as hypothetical. The record is from RefSeq and is a predicted model, not a curated record. NCBI's taxonomy places the organism in Eukaryota, Fungi, Basidiomycota, Exobasidiomycetes, Ceraceosorales, Ceraceosoraceae. Gene Ontology annotation, molecular function: DNA replication origin binding; single-stranded DNA binding. Gene Ontology annotation, cellular component: DNA replication preinitiation complex. The coding region runs from base 1 to 1770 and encodes 589 amino acids. The transcript is spliced from 2 exons. Gene Ontology annotation, biological process: DNA replication; double-strand break repair via break-induced replication; mitotic DNA replication preinitiation complex assembly.
AUGGAGGCCAUCCUUGCUCGAGACCUGAAAGCAUGGCAGAGAGAUUUCAGACAAAAGAACGGUCGCGAACCGACGAAAAGGGACAUGGCCAAGCAUCCGGAGAUUGCGGGAACGUACGAGACGUGGGCGGCCAUCAAAUCUGCCAGCAAGGCGGGCCCUAGCAAGCCCAAGAAGGAAGGGUCUGCACCCGCAAACGAUGCGGUGUUCAAGACACCGACGAAGCGAGUGCGAUAUGGUGCGACUGGAGGCGCUGGUACAAGCGCAAGCUACACCCCCACAAAGCUCGCCACGCCAGCGAAUCCGAUCACACCGCCUCGGAAUCCAUUUGCGACACCUACCAGUCAGCGCAUCAUCGGCAAGGAAGCAGUCUUCUCGACGCCUGUGCGCGGCACGCGCGCUCCAAGUUCGGCUUCUUCAGCGCGCAGCGUAGUCCUCAACGACGUGCUGACCACUCCUUCCAGCGGACGUGGCCAGUACGCUUCCAAUUCGCCGACCGCAUUGCGCACUCUUCUCAGCAGCUCCCGCUCGCCAAACACCCGGGCACAUCUGAGGCAGAGACAGAGCACGCGCAUAGAGGAAGCUCUGCGCGCGACAUUUACGCCUCGCACAAAAGCUCGAAAACGUCUGCGAGGCGAAGAAGUGCCGGUCACGCCUGCAAGAAGCAAGCGGGCGAGGGGUGCUGGUCAGCUGGUCCAGAAUGAGCAGGUCGAAGAUGCAGGUGGAUCAAAGAGCUGGGCAAGGAGUCUCAGCUCGCCGGUCGCACCCAUGCACGCGGAUAACGAUGGCCUGUUUGCGUCUUCUCCGAAACGCGCUGCAAGCUUCAAGGCGCUCUUCGACCCAUCUCCUAUGGCGCGACGACGAGAUUCAUCGAUCGACACGCUCGCACGACAGCCUAGCUGGUCACCUCGGCCGAGCUCUGCAACACUACUGACAAGUCCAGCCGAGGCAGACGAGGCGGACGAGUCGGGCGCGGAGAGCGAUGUAGCACAAAUGACAAUGGACAACGCUGAAUUUGCGCUGAUCGAACGCGAAGAGGCAGAAGCGCUAGAGGCGGCGGCCAAGCGUGCAAACAGUCCCGCCGAGAUGCUGGUAAUUGAUGCAGAGGACGAAGAGGCAGCCGUUCAGAUACGUUUGCGUCAGUAUCAAAGGCGCGGCGCUCCCAGUGGCAACUACGACUAUAACGACGCCGAUGGAGACGUAUCCCGGUUGCUUGCGCGUCCCGAGCACUCCUCCGACCCUUCCUCAUACGCGACAGACGACGCCAGCUUUGCGUGCUUGACCUUGGCUUCGCCCCAGACGCGAGGUGCGCGGCAAGCGGCUCGAGCCAGGCAAGCGAGACAUUUCGAGACGCUCUUUGCGGCUGGACACGAAGCGCUGGAUUUGGAGGCGGAAAAGGCAGAGAUUGCGGCUGCGGCCGCGUCGAGCAAGCCAGGUCAAAAGAGCACGUGGGGCCACGCCAAGGGACGAGAAGCUCUGGAAGCCAAGAAGAGCGGGCCUGCCAAGGGCAAGGGAGCGAGCAUCAGAGCAUUUCCAAAGGCUCCACUUCCCGGGCAGAUACCCAAACCCGUUCGAAAAAGGGAGUUUCGGCGCGCUGGAAGAUCUGGCAUGGGGGAAGACGAAGUGUGUGUGCGGCGGCGGAACGACGCACAGGAAGAGGCGGACGAUGCGUCCUACGCAACGCGCGACGAGGACGACGAUUGGGCGAGCGAGGUCAGCAGCGUCGAGUACGGACUUGGCGAUGGAGAGAUGGAUCGCAUGGAUGUGCUUUGA